Molecule: messenger RNA, 3226 nt
Organism: Myodes glareolus (Bank vole)
Lineage: Eukaryota; Metazoa; Chordata; Mammalia; Rodentia; Cricetidae
Gene: Pkd2l1
Product: polycystin 2 like 1, transient receptor potential cation channel
Biological process (GO): potassium ion transmembrane transport; detection of mechanical stimulus
Cellular component (GO): membrane
Molecular function (GO): calcium channel activity; sodium channel activity; muscle alpha-actinin binding
Source: RefSeq, a predicted model, not a curated record
GUGAGCUCAGCUCCCCCACCCGACAGAAGGCAGAGGCUGAGUGAGAGCAGCUGCCCCAGCCAUCAUUCCCUGGGCUCUGCUGUCAGAGUCAGGCUGGGCCUUUUUGUCCCCGUGUUUCCUGUGAGAGUGGGCACCUGUGGUGCCAGGUCAGCCGCAACCUCAUUCCCUGUGAAUAUUAUGGAAUGUCUCAAAGGGCAGGUGCAGCAAACACUGGGGAGCGAAGCCUGGGACAAUCCUGCCUAUAGCAGCCCCCCUUCCCCAAAUGGGACCCUGAGGAUCUGCACUGUCUCCAGUGGGGCACUCGCCCAGCCUCAACCCAAGAAGCCUGGAGACAGAGGCCAGCAGAAGACACGGAGAACACUGAUGUCCAGCUGCUGCUUCCACAUCUGCCACAGCAUCAGAGGACUCUGGGGAACAACCCUGACUGAAAAUACAGCUGAGAACAGAGAACUUUAUGUCAAGACUACCUUGAGGGAGCUUGUAGUGUACAUCGUGUUCCUCGUGGAUAUCUGUCUGUUGACCUACGGAAUGACAAGCUCUAGUGCCUAUUACUACACCAAAGUGAUGUCCGAGCUGUUUCUACACACCCCAUCAACCUCUGGGGUUUCCUUCCAGACCAUCAGCAGCAUGGCAGAUUUCUGGGACUUUGCUCAGGGCCCCCUCCUGGACAGUUUGUACUGGACGAAGUGGUACAACAAUCAGAGCCUGGGUGGUGGCUCCCACUCCUUCAUUUACUAUGAGAACUUGCUGCUGGGGGUCCCGAGGUUGCGGCAGCUGCGAGUGCGCAACGAUUCCUGUGCGGUUCACGAGGACUUCCGGGAGGACAUUUUGAACUGCUACGAUGUCUACACUCCAGACAAGGAAGAUCUACUCCCUUUUGGGCCUUUCAAUGGGACAGCGUGGACUUACCAUUCACAGGAUGAGCUGGGGGGCUCCUCCCACUGGGGCAGGCUUACAAGCUACAGUGGAGGUGGCUACUAUUUGGACCUUCCAGGAUCCCGACAAGCCAGUGCAGAGGCCCUGCAAGGCCUUCGGGAGGGACUGUGGUUAGACAGGGGCACUCGGGUGGUCUUCAUCGACUUCUCAGUCUACAAUGCCAACAUCAAUCUUUUCUGUGUUCUGAGACUGGUGGUAGAGUUCCCAGCCACAGGAGGGACCAUCCCGUCCUGGCAAAUCCGCACAGUUAAGCUGAUCCGCUAUGUGAAUAACUGGGACUUCUUCAUCGCGGGUUGUGAGGUCAUCUUCUGUGUCUUCAUCUUCUACUACGUGGUGGAGGAAAUCCUGGAAAUCCACCUGCACAGGCUUCACUACCUCAGCAGCAUCUGGAACAUUCUGGACCUGGUGAUCAUCUUGCUCUCCGUAGUGGCCGUGGGUUUCCACAUCUUCCGAACCCUGGAAGUAAACCGACUGUUGGGAAAGCUCCUGCAGCAGCCAGACACUUACGCAGACUUUGAGUUCCUGGCCUUCUGGCAGACACAGUACAACAAUAUGAACGCUGUCAACCUUUUCUUUGCCUGGAUCAAGAUAUUCAAGUACAUCAGCUUCAACAAAACCAUGACCCAGCUCUCAUCCACACUGGCUCGCUGUGCCAAGGACAUCUUGGGCUUUGCUGUCAUGUUCUUCAUCGUCUUCUUCGCCUAUGCCCAGCUUGGUUACCUGAUUUUUGGGACCCAAGUGGAGAAUUUUAGCACUUUCGUCAAGUGCAUAUUCACCCAGUUCCGGAUAAUCCUUGGGGAUUUUGACUACAAUGCCAUCAACAAUGCCAACCGAAUUCUGGGCCCUGUGUACUUCGUCACCUACGUCUUCUUUGUCUACUUCGUGCUCCUGAAUAUGUUCCUGGCCAUCAUCAAUGACACAUACUCGGAGGUCAAGGAGGAGCUGGCUGGCCAGAAGGAUGAGUUACAGCUUUCUGACCUCCUGAAACAGAGCUGCAAGAAGGCCCUACUAAGGCUGCACCUGAGGAAGGAACGGGUUUCGGAUGUGCAGAAGGUUCUGGAGGGUGGGGAAUCGGUGAUCCAGCUGGAAGAUUUCACCAACACCUUAAGGGAACUGGGACAUGCAGAACAUGAGAUAUCUGAGCUCAAGGCUGCCUUCACCAGAUUUGAUCAGGAUGGGAAUCACGUUCUGGAUGAGAAGGAGCAGGCACAGAUGCGACAAGAUCUGGAAGAGGAGAGGGUGGCCCUUAGUGCUGAAAUUGAGAACCUUGGCCAGUCCAUUGGACAUAGCCUACCAGGUGAAUCGGGCACAGAAGCUGCCAGAGGAGGAGGCUGGGUUUCUGAAGAAGAAUUCUACACGCUCACAAAGAGAGUUCUGCAGCUGGAGAGUAUUCUGGAAGGAAUCGUGCCCCAGGUUGAUGCUGUAGGCUCGAAGUUGAAGAUGCUGGAGAGCAAAGGGGACCUGGCUCCCUCCCCAGGAAUGGAGUCGCUAGCUGUUUGGAAAAACCUGUAACCAGUUCUAGUUGUCACUCCAGCCCUCUUGGGAGUCCAGGGUGGGCAGGAGAAUGGAAAAGGGAUUCUAAAACAUCAGACAGCAAGUUCUUCUCUCUAUGCCUUCCCAGAAGCCGCUUCUCCUAUGCCCUCCUCCCCUUCUAGGACAUCUAGGACAUGACAGCUGCUGUGGAGUUCUACCCUGUAGCUGGCCUUUUGAGCCAAUGUUUUUGUGUGUAGCUGGGUAGCAUGUUUAGGCUUGUCCUUUGGUGUUUCUAUAUGUAGUCACACAGCUCUGUAAAACAGCAUUUCCUAUUUGGCUUCUCACUUGCUGUGCAUUUACUUCUGCUGUAGUUAUUAGAAUCAAUAACAAACAAGAAAAAGGAAAAGAUGACAAUGACUCUCCUAAAGAACUCAGACAACCAAAGGUAGAAGCCCAAGUGUAGGCAAUGGAUAUGUCUUCUUACUUCACAGUAAAUCUAACUCUUCUGCGUGUGUCUAGAGAUCUGCCAUUGGCAUGCAUGGGUGUGUGCAGAGGUCUUCUCUUCCCCCAUAGAGUUUCACUGUAAGAGAGAAAAGGAAGUCCUGGAGGAAAGUAGACUCUUGUGUGGUGAGAUUCCAACAGAGGAGUUAAGAGUGACACCCUGAACCCACACUCUGAUUCUGAUGCUCCACUGAAUACCUGGAACCAAGAGGACUUCAAACUUGGAAACAGAAACAGAAACCAAAGGAAAUCAGAGAUGAUGUAAUAUCAGGAUUCACUGAUGUUUGUACUAACGUGAUGGUGUCUGACUCGAUUC